Messenger RNA from Spea bombifrons (plains spadefoot toad), 1307 nucleotides. RefSeq names its product OX-2 membrane glycoprotein-like. Gene Ontology annotation, molecular function: cell-cell adhesion mediator activity. Bases 53 to 892 code for a protein of 279 amino acids. NCBI's taxonomy places the organism in Eukaryota, Metazoa, Chordata, Amphibia, Anura, Pelobatidae. The record is from RefSeq and is a predicted model, not a curated record. The transcript is spliced from 5 exons.
CCAACCUCACAUAUAAAAGCACAAAGUUUCACAACCCGCUGCUUCCUGCACGAUGAGGCUGAUCCCUUUGCUUUGUUGCUUCGUUCACUGUGUUACAGGUUUACUAAAAGUCGUUACUGUUGGGAGGCUUUCUGCACCGAUCGGCCUUGAUGUGACUCUCGAAUGCCAACUAAAAGCCAACAUGAGGCCUGACUUGCAGCAAAUUACAUGGCAAAAGGAGUCGGGUAACUUCACGGGACCGAUGGCGACCUACAGUAAACGUGGGAAAAGGUUAAUUGGCUAUUAUUCUAAACGUAUAUCCCACUUCACCGAGGUAACAUCCAACGCGUGGACGAUCACAAUCCGCUCAGUGAAGCCAGAAGAUCAAGGAUGUUUUAAAUGUAUCUUUAAUGUGUAUCCAUUUGGAGCAAAUUCUGCCGAGGUUUACCUCGAUGUCUAUGAAAUGAAGUUAUCCGAGCCGAAGUUGGAAGUAUACCCUCUUAUCGAAUCGAAAACCUCCAUGGAAUUAUAUACUGUCAGCUGUAGCGUAACUGGUAAACCAGAGCCAAGUAUCGAGUGGAACCUUUCAGGGAAUUUACAAGAACAAACUUACAGAUUCGUGAACCCUGACCAAACUGUUACAGUCAUAAGUAACUUUACCCAGUGGGUCUCAAGACUAGAGCAAGAAACGGUGACCUGCGUGAUAAUCCACCCUGCUAAAAAUAUAUCGCUCUCGAAAACCAUAAAUUUACCAGAAAGGGAUUAUCCUAUUCAGCCCAGUGCCACGAUAGUAAUAUCCAUCGUAGUUAGUACUAUAGUACUUAUACUAAUUGUGACGUCAGUGACUUUUGUCAUCGUUUGCCGUCGAAGAUACAGAAGACAGACGGAGUACAAGUUUGUCUGUCCAUCUUAACAUCCUUCGUUAGAAGAAAAUAUAAAAAUGUAUGGUUGUUAGUGAAUGUUCAGAGUGACCCUUUCUGCCGAAACUCCAGAGGAAGGACAAAAAUGGCCCCUGCGGAUCUCCAGUUGAAAAGUCGCAAUUUCUGCUCCCAUUUAUAUAUGAAUAAAUUGAUGGUUUUUUUAUCAUAUCAUUCGUUUCUUCAGAAGAUUCUAAAAACAUGAUAAUGCAAUUGUUUGAACCGAGUAAUGUAAUUUUUCCAACAACUUUACCAAAUUAUUUUGUAUUUUGAGGCAGAAAGCAUAUUUAUUUUUCUUUUUGAGAAAAAAUAGACAGCUAAAUAAAAAUAAUGGCAGCUAAAAUAUAUUCUGUAAAUAUUUCUUUUGGAGAUUUAUUUAUUUGUAUUUUGUAGAUUAAAUCAAAUAUAAAA